UAGACGAAAGUAGAAUCGAAUGCAGCGGCUUCGCAGUAAUUCUAUGAUAAAUAAAUUACUAUUGCAAACCCCAACUCCAGAUCUUCCCUUUUCUAGGGGGGGAGCAGAGACGCCAGCCAGGGGGGAAGCAUACAAUUCAAUUUCAACAAAGACGCUCCUUUCCCUCGCAACACACGCUUACAAAAUACUAGUAAACAGUGCCUUAAAUGUGGAUCCUCAACUCCAGAUAAAGAUUAAACAGUCAGAUUUAUCAAACUAUGAACACCAGUUAGCUGGCAUUUAAUGCCAAAUCAUAUCAAUCUACAGAAUCCAAAGCCAGAUACUAAGAGAAGAAGAGAAUCCAAAUCCCCAUCAAUGCUCUUAAUUGCAGCACGAUUCUGCAGCGGAAAAACCUUCUUUUUCUAUGUCAAAAUGCAUAUUUCUUUCCAUGUAUAAAAACUCCCACCGCUGCCCCUUUUGUUUUCUUUCCAUUCAAAAACUGCUCUGCUCUCUCUCUCUCUCUAUCUAUUUAUACAUCACCUAGUAAAUGGAGAUGAACCCACCAAGGAACAAAAUGAAGAGGGCUAGCGGUUUCUCUCUGGUGAGUGAAGAUGUUAUUGAAAAUAUACUCUCUAGGCUUCCUGCCUUGUCAUUUGCUUCCGCAGCCUGCGUUAGCAAAUGCUGGAACAAGGUGUGCGGUCGAAUCCUCUCAAGGCCUAAGUUUGCCUCUGCUCUCUCUCUCAACCCUUCCCUCCAUGAUGCUGUGAAUGAGGUUUUUGAAAAGGUUCUGUCCGAGCCUAUUUCUCCUCACUUUGCAAUUGCCUGUAUUGGCAAGCAAUUCAGCUUGGAAGUGGCUCACCAACUAAUAACACAAAAAUUGGGCUCAAAAGUGCCAGUAAUUACUAAUGCAGCCAGUGGAAUCAUCGGUGCUGAUGCUUGUAGCGAUGAACUAAAGGAGAUUAGGUGGGAAUCAAGUGAUGACGAUGAUGAUGAUGAUCAGGAUGAUGAGACUGAUUCUCAAGGAGACAGUCUACUUGAUAAAGGAAUCGUUUUGGUUGUUGGAUUUGUACCUGGACUCAAAGUUGAUGCAAUCCCACUGUUGCGACCAAAGACGGUACCUCAAAUAGCUUUGGUUGACAAAUUUUUGAUGGAUAUUAGUAGCUUCACAGCGUCUGUUUCAGAUUGCUUAUCACCUGCUGGGAUCAUAUUGUUUGGAGAUCGAAACAUCGAUAUGAAACCUAUCCUUGCAAAAAUGGAUUUUGCCAUGAAUGAGGAAACAGUCAUUGUGGGUGAUGCAACUGGCUGCUUCUUGUGCAGAAGGGCAGAUGAUUCUCAAAAUGACCAUGCAGAUACGAACUUAGAUGCUGUUGCCCUUGUAUUUGCAAGGGACAAAAAUAAGUCUGAUGGGGCAGGUAUAGGAGAAAUUCAAUUUCAUGUCACAUUGUCAACUGGCGUAAUGCCAUUUGGUCCCCAACUCCAGGCAGUUUGUGUUAUAGCAAAAGACACUGAGUGUUCAUGGCUUACUGCCAGAUUGCAAGGACAGUAUGAAAUUCUUGAUGGGGAGGGCCUCUUAGGUGAUAUUAGUGAUCAGUUCAAUGGCGAAGAGUCUCCUGAUCUCUACAUUGGAGUUGUACAGCAAAGAGAAUGCUGUAUUGGCACAGAGAGUUCAUCAAGGGCAUCCUUGGCGUUUUAUGAAGUUCUUGGGGGCGAUAAAGAGUUCUUUAUCAUUAACGGUGUUGGCAUCAAACCUGGUGAUUCUUUCCUAUUCUACCAUUCAGACUCUGAUACUGCAUCAUCGUCAUGUGGCGACGCCUACAGAAACCUUGCAAAUCUGAAGGAAGAAUCGAAAAGGAAAAACUGCCUGCGUCCGAGGAAUGUUGAAGAGGAAGAGGUUUUUGGAGGUUUAAUUUUCUCUUGUGUUCACCGGGGUGAGUCAUUCCACCAUGAUACAGAUAGCUUCCCAUUCCGCGAAAACUUUCCUGGAGUUCCACUAGCAGGAGUGUUUUGCGGUGGAGAAAUUGGACGAGGUUCUUCAAGCUCAAUAUCUCAAGAAGAUGAUGAAGAAAACUCUGCUCGUUGCUGCCUGCAUUAUCAUAGCACAGUAUACUUGGUUAUGUCAUAUGUUCCAGCAACUUCAGAGCGUUAAAUGCAUAAAAGGCAAAUAUAUAUGCCCCUUAUCAAUGGAUGCAUAAAACUUGCCAUAGUGUAUAGCGUUUUUCUAUUGCAUAUAGUUUAGCUUCGUGUAUGUAUCAGAGCUCCAACAAUGCUUGCUGAUGUUGUUUUUGUGUUCUUUGAUGUAUGAAUUAUGAAAUUGAAUUGGGGGGACUUUGCUCCUUCUAAAUACUUUUGUUUGACAUUGUUGCCAAAUUGCAAAUUAAUAGAUUUUCCCGUGAUGUUUAUGUA
Molecule: messenger RNA, 2382 nt
Organism: Hevea brasiliensis (rubber tree)
Lineage: Eukaryota; Viridiplantae; Streptophyta; Magnoliopsida; Malpighiales; Euphorbiaceae
Product: F-box/LRR-repeat protein At5g63520
Exons: 10
Coding region: 527-2125 (532 amino acids)
Biological process (GO): protein polyubiquitination; positive regulation of proteasomal ubiquitin-dependent protein catabolic process
Molecular function (GO): protein binding
Source: RefSeq, a predicted model, not a curated record